Messenger RNA from Cylicocyclus nassatus, 1419 nucleotides. The record is from the annotation of a GenBank genome assembly. Lineage: Eukaryota; Metazoa; Nematoda; Chromadorea; Rhabditida; Strongylidae.
CAGGAAGCUUGCAGCCAGUUACUUCAACUUACGGAAUAAGUGCAGUAUGCCUACCCUCGAAGACUUUUUCACGCCCAUUGACGAGCUGAGGUACAGCGAACCUUCUUAUUUUACCAGCAGUAUGUCUAGCCAGUCAACCAGCACUGGAGCAUUCGCUCAGAAAACUCCAGUCAUGGCUCUCGAUGAAGGUUCCCGACGAGUUUAUGGAGUUGCACCAGAAUAUCAACUUAUCUCGGAGGUGCCGACCUUCAAAAUAUCCUGCCAACUAGCUGGCAAGUUCGUGACUUGCGAUGCUAAAACAAAGAAAACGGCAAAACACCUUGCUGCGCGAGCGAUGCUCCAUGAAGUGAUCAACAAAGGUAGACAUGCUGAAUUCGGUAUCCCCGGUGAAACGAUGCAGGAAGCCCAUCAGGCUGUUGAUGCGCUUGUCUUUGGCGAUGCACGCAAUGAAGGAAUUGAAGAUGAGAUGUUAUCGCCCGAAACUCUGAACGAAAACUACUCAGGGAAACUUCUACAACUGUGUCAGAGAAAAAGCAUCGAGCCUCCACAAUACUCUGUGAGUGAAGAGGGACCCCCAAAUGAUAGGACAUAUACGACUAUCUGUAGGGUUGUCAAUCAAGAGGCCAAAGGUGUCGCCAAGCAAAAAAAGGUUUCAAAGAACAUAGCCUCCCAAAGAAUGCUCAACCUUCUCAUGGAAGGCAUCGGCAAGAUGAAUGAAGAUCUAGAUCUAGAGAAAGCUGGCACUCCAUCUAAAGAGAACCACGAAGAAAAUGCGGAUACUGAAGUACCUGGGGCAGAUAUGACUACGCCUACUGCACCGUUGGAUUGGGAAAAGCCAUCUUCUAAUGCCGUGGAAACGCUUAAAGAGAUUCUGUCGGAUCCGAAAAAAUUCGAUGCACCGACACAGGAAUAUCGUAUCAUCGAGAACAAAUCUGCUUUUGGACUGACACAGUGUUUAUUGAAAAUCGUCUUCGCGAAACCAGGAGAACAACAGCGGACUCCAUUUGUGUUCCCUGGCGAACAUACAACUGAAGAAGGAGCAAAACAGCAAGCUGCUCACCGCGCAGUUCUUUUCUUGACAUCAUAAAUUGUGCCUAUCUUUAUUCCAACAUACGAUAUGCUGCUCAAAACCUCUUCCAUGUAGUUUUCGGACGCUUGCUUUCUUUUUCUUUGUGAAUUUACCUGUCAACAUUCUAACGACUGUCAGCUGUUAUGUCAAGAUUUUUCCGUUUUUCAGUUUUUUCGAAAACGUUUGCUAUGACGUUAUGUCUGUGAGAGGUCGUGCUCUGCAGCCUGUAAUGCUGCAUGGAUUGAAAGAUGCUUUGAACCAGCAAGCUGUUCUCAGGCUAUGUGCAAUUUUUGAAGACUUUUGUUUUUUUUAUAUGGAUAGAAUUUUUUGAGAGUUGAAGUACUUGCUGC